Miscanthus lutarioriparius is the source of this 1113-nucleotide messenger RNA. The record is from the annotation of a GenBank genome assembly. Lineage: Eukaryota; Viridiplantae; Streptophyta; Magnoliopsida; Poales; Poaceae.
AUGGCCUCCACCGCCGGCACCGACCGCCUCGCCCAGCUCAAGGCCUUCGACGACACCAAGGCCGGCGUCAAGGGCCUCGUCGACGCAGGCGUCACCGCCGUCCCGCCCAUCUUCCAUCACCCGCCCGACCCCCACGACGCCGCCUCCAACGCCCACGCCGCCGCCGCCACAAUCCCGGUCAUCGACCUCGCCUCCAUUUCAGCAACCAACAACGCCGCCGCCCACCACCACCAGCUGGUCGCCCAGGUCAAGGCGGCCGCGGAGACCGUGGGUUUCUUCCAGGUCGUCAACCACGGCGUGCCCGGGGAGCUCCUCGCCCGCAUGCUCACGUCCGUGAGAAGCUUCAACGAGGAGCCCGCCGAGUCGCGGCGGCCCUACUACACCAGGGACCCGGCGAGGCGCGUGAGGUACCAGAGCAACUUCGACCUCUUCCACUCUCCCGCCGCCAACUGGCGCGACACGAUCUUCAUCGAGUCCGUGGCGGCGCCCGAGGAGAUGCCGCCGGCGUUCAGGGACGUCGUGCCGGAGUACACGCGGCAGGUGCGGGCGCUGGGCGCGCACCUGCUGGCGCUGCUGUCGGAGGCGCUGGGCCUGGACGCGGGCUACCUGCAGCGCGACGCCGGGUGCCUGGACGGCGGGCCCGCGCUCGGCUGCCACUACUACCCGCCGUGCCCGGAGCCGCGGCUCACGCUGGGCACCACUAGGCACUCCGACCCCAGCUUCCUCACGGUGCUGCUGCAGGACGACGCCGUUGGCGGCCUGCAGGCGCUCGUCGGCGGCGGCGGAUGGGUGGACGUGCCUCCGCUGCCCGGCGCGCUCGUGGUCAACGUCGGCGACUUCCUCCAGCUCAUGUCCAACGACAGGUUCAAGAGCGUCGAGCACCGGGUGGUGGCCGUGCCUGGCACCGCCGCCGCGCGGGUCUCGGCGGCCUGCUUCUUCAGGCCCACCGGCGCUGCCGCGUCCUCCAGGGCGUACGGCCCCUUACCCGACCUCGUCAACCCGCCGGAGGCCCCGCGGUACCGGAGCGUCACCACCGUAGAGUUCCUCGGCUACCAUAGGCAGAAGGGUCUCGACGGACGAUCUGCGCUCGACCAGUUCAGGCUGCUGCCAUGA